Molecule: messenger RNA, 742 nt
Organism: Glycine soja
Lineage: Eukaryota; Viridiplantae; Streptophyta; Magnoliopsida; Fabales; Fabaceae
Product: protein transport protein Sec61 subunit beta-like
Exons: 1
Coding region: 116-433 (105 amino acids)
Biological process (GO): intracellular protein transport
Cellular component (GO): Sec61 translocon complex
Source: RefSeq, a predicted model, not a curated record
UGAUGACUUCAUUCUAAUUUUUGUAACCCUCGUUCUUUCUGCCCUACGCCAAUUUUGUUUUUCGCCUUGUAUCUCUCCCAAUUCCUCAGUUUCCUUCUUUCUUCAUCUUUGUGUCAUGGCCAGAGGUUCUUCCCAGUCUCAGUCCUCCACUUCAACAGCCACGCGACCAGGACCAGCAGGCAUGGCUCCCCGCGGUUCCGCCGCCGCCACCGCCGGCAUGCGCCGCCGCCGUCUCGGCGGCGGAAACAGCUCCGCCAGCACCGGCGUUGGAGGCGGCAGCAGCAACAUGCUGAGGUUCUACACGGACGACGCCCCGGGGCUGAAGAUUUCGCCGACGGUGGUGCUCGUGAUGAGCCUCUGCUUCAUCGGCUUCGUCACCGCGCUCCACGUGUUCGGCAAACUCUACCGCUCCAAAUCUGGUGGCGCCGUUUGAUCUUUUGGAGAUGUAGUUCCGAUCCGUACCCGAUCGCUUUGUUUUCUGUUUUUAAUUCCGUAAUUUAGUUAACACUUGCUAUUUUGUAGUUGUGAAAUCAAAUCGUUGACUAUCUUCUUACUGUGGUUAAUGGAAAGUCGCUUUUGUUUUUGCUUUGGCCUUAAACGUGGAUCUGUUGUUUUGCUUAAUCAUGUAUCUUAAUGAGUUAGGUUUGCCAUUCUUCCUUUUUCUCAAAGGAAUUUGAUGGUUUCCUUUGGACAAGUUAUAUUUGAUCAAAGUUUAUCAAUGCUAAUCUUCUUUCGAUUUUUA